AUGUCUCAGUACUCAGGAAAGAUUGUGUUCUAUGAGGGAAAAUGUUUCACUGGGAGGAAGCUGGAGAUCUGCAGCGACUGCGACAACUUUCAGGACCGAGGCUUCAUGAACAGGGUCAACUCUGUCCGUGUGGAGAGCGGGGCCUUCGUCUGCUUCGACCACCCAGACUUCAAGGGCCAACAGUACAUUCUGGAGCAUGGAGAGUACCCUGAAUUCCAGCGCUGGAAUGCCCAUAAUGAUCACAUGGGCUCCUGCAGGCCAAUCCGGAUGCAUGGCGAGCACUACAGGAUGGAGCUGUUCGAGGGAGAAAACUUCACUGGCCAGUGUGUGGAGCUGUGUGACGACUGUCCAUUUCUGCAAGCACGAGGCCUGACCAAGAACUGUAUCAACUCCAUCAAGGUUUACGGAGAUGGAGCCUGGGUGCUGUAUGAGGAGCCUAACUACCGUGGCCGCAUGUACAUCGUGGAGAGAGGAAGCUACUGCGCCCACAUGGAGUGGCAGGCAGAGAACCCCAACAUCCAGUCUGUUCGCAGGGUGGCAAACUAUUUUUAA
Molecule: messenger RNA, 552 nt
Organism: Toxotes jaculatrix (banded archerfish)
Lineage: Eukaryota; Metazoa; Chordata; Actinopteri; Toxotidae
Gene: crygn1
Product: crystallin, gamma N1
Exons: 4
Coding region: 1-552 (183 amino acids)
Biological process (GO): visual perception; lens development in camera-type eye
Molecular function (GO): structural constituent of eye lens
Source: RefSeq, a predicted model, not a curated record